AUGCAGAUCUGCAGCGGCUUUCCAGAGGCCAAGGGUUUGAGUCUGUCGUCGUAUCUCAUCAUGCCGGACCUGCUCAGACACACGGACGAGACGCAUCCCGACCAUCAAAACCUGAGCCAGGCCCAUGUCGCGGACUAUGUCAACAACAGCAUGCAGAUGGCGUUGACCAACUCGGUCAUCCUACGCAUACAGCGGCACUUGGGCGCGGACAUCACGCAAUUGUUGGACUCGAGCUGCGUGUUCAAGAAAGAGGGCAAGUUUCGCCGGAUCAAGGGGCAGGGGCCCAAGGUGACCGACCGACUGCAGAUGUUUCUCUUCAACGAUCUGCUGCUCGUUGCCGAAAAGAGCUUUGGGCACAUCCGGUCGUACAAGUGGAAGGUGAACAUUCCGAUGAAGGGAUUGUGGCUUCAGGACAUUCCAGACAAUUCGCUGCCAGACCUGCCCAAGAUGUACAAAAAUCUGUUCUACAUCGUGGGCCCCAAGAAGGCCUGGAUCUUCUUCCCCAAGAAGGGCACCCUCCAGGAGAAGAGCAACUGGAUGCGCGAUCUGCAACAGUGCAUCGACGACUACAUCGCCAAGCACCCCGAGGCCCAAGGGGUCCGUAAUGAGUUCAAGCUGCCGUUCAUCUCCACGAGCGCGUCGACGAUCACGAUCCGUCGCAAAGGCCGAACGGCCGCCGGCGAACCGUCAGAGCAGCCCACGACUCAGCGGUCGUUUCUGGGCUCGCCGCCGCUGCUGUCCUCGAUGAUGUCCUUAUCGCUUUCGCCCUCGCCCUCGCCCACUCGCGCCUCACGUUCGUACUCGGACCUGCCGCCGCCGGGCAAGCUCAGCACGUCGCCACCCACCACAUCCACCGUCGGCGGAGGCGCCAAGGGGUCGACCCUGCGCCGACCGCGGCCUGCGCCGCUUAUCAUCACCGACCCGCAGGCGAUUUUUUCUGCCGACAACUCACCGCCAUCGCCGCCCACGCUCAAGCGCGAAGCGGCGCCUGUGACGACGACGUCAUCGCCCUCCCUCUUGUCGCUCGCCAUGCGAACCGCCUCGCCGCCAUCGCCGUCGCCACUCAUGCCCUCUCCGCCUCCACUGAGCCCCACCGGUGGUGGCAGCAGUCGUGAGCGAUCGGCGCCUACAGUGCCGCCUCGGCCAGAGAAGCCGCAGCAGCCGUCGCCCACGCUUUCGUCGUCGAGCCUCGGGAUCACCACCCGAGCGUCGCCAGCGGUGCCUCAAAACGUGUUUGCCACCAGGCAACCGACAUCACCACUUCCUCCCAGCAGACCCAGUGUCGAGACGCAGUCGCCGUCGUCCACGAGCAACUGGGACGCGACGUUGAAAGAGGACCGCCCCCUCUGCUCCAACAGACACUUUUGCACGCUCAAGGAUCCUCAGCACUGGGUGGAGUACAAACACUGGGUCGACGGCGGAGGCAAGCUCUACGGGUCCAACACACUCGACUUGCGGUCGCGCGUGCGAUCUCCGCACCAGGAACCCAAGAAGGGCAACCCAUGA
This is a messenger RNA of Acanthamoeba castellanii str. Neff, 1506 nucleotides long. Its product is annotated as FYVEtype Zn finger-containing protein. The transcript is spliced from 11 exons. The record is from RefSeq and is a predicted model, not a curated record. NCBI's taxonomy places the organism in Eukaryota, Discosea, Longamoebia, Acanthamoebidae. Bases 1 to 1506 code for a protein of 501 amino acids.